AUGGGAUCUGUUUCACCCUCUCAAAGUUCGACGCCCCUUCGAGCUGGGCUACAGUACUCAUCAGAAGGUCAGAUGGAUGCCCGUGUCGUCAAUUUUGAUGACAACCACCGCUCAGGUAUCCGACCUGUCGAAUCAAAGGACUCUCCUGUUCGAUUCCUUCGACAGGGCCACUUGGAAGUGUCUUCUCGCCCGCAUGCAUUUUCCCAACUGGGCUCUCAACAAACUGGGCAUAUGAACAUGCCGAGCUCUGCAGAUGCAAUGAUGCAUCUUAAGAUAGAGCAUGAUCGUCCAAAUCAGUAUUUGCUUACCACAUCCGCUGCCCUUCCAGCCAUUCCUGCACCUGGCAUAUUGGGUGCUCAUGAACCCAGCCGCAAGACUCCUCGGGUUCGCCACCGCGUGGAAACUCACUAUCGUCCUGCCUUCCCUGGAUUAAACUCUUUUUCUGAAUUUGAUAGCCACCAGACCCAAUGGGCUUUCAAUCCGCUUUUGGAGCCAGCCUUUACUCCGCCUCAAGUGACCCAUACUCGUCCGACCUCAUACGCCUCGUAUGCACCACAGGCUUAUGAAUCAUACCCACUCAGCCCUACCUCGCCUCGUUUCGUUGAGAGGGAACGACGGGAAACCCAUGAGCCGUUCCUUGAGCCUCAUCAUUCUGGUCGUUUCAGUGUCAACGGAUCUCAUACUCGGCAAGUAUCUAACGCUCAGACUUCUGAUCCGUUUAUGACCCGGGGCUCAUCUAAGGCCUUUUCAACUACUCGAGGCUACGUGGGUGAUACGGGUGAAGGGUUCCCACCUGGGGGCUAUUCGGCGAGUACUGGGCUGAUCACCAAUCAUCAGAAGUCAGAUCAGCAAUAUCUGCUACUAAAGAAUUACGACCUUACGAUCGCCGCUUUCUGUAAGAUUGGGCCUUCCUUGGUUGAGAUUGAUACAAAGGGUCAAUUCUGGGUUGGUUUCACCGAUAUCAGAGAGGCUCAGAAAUUCACCCGCCGAAUUUUCGAGGAUCAUACAAGCUGGAACCUUGAGCCUGUGAGUGACACAACAUUCAAACAUGGUGCCAGGCUUCCCAAUUCCCAAGCAUCCAUCUUCGACGACCAAGUUUUGGUCUUUGUCUAUAGUGGACCAGGAUCAAAUCUUACGGCAGGUAGCCUGGUUGGCGCAGUCAAAUCCGUUCUCGACCUCGUGGGCCCAGUUUACGCUAUAAAGGAUCUUGACCUGGAUAAUUCGACUACGAGUGCUCGUUUUACCAAAUACGAGAUGAUAGUUCGGUACUUUGAUUCUCAGCAUGCCGCGAAUGCUGUCAAAGCUCUUAAUUCUGUCAGAGAAGAGAACUUUGUCAUCGAAGUUCUUCCGUACAGCAGAGGAAUGGAGGCUGGCAAGGUUCGCCACUGGUCUGUUCCCACCCAAGAGACAACGCGAGACCACAGGUCCGACCCAUACAUGUCCCCAGAGGAUCGUGAUCGCUCGCCUGCUACCCCUGAGCGAUCUCCACUCAGCCUUUCGCAAACGAUUAACCCACAGCACAUUUUGACAGGAGAAGACGCCCGAACCACGGAACAGGUCAUGCUCAAGAAUAUUCCGAACGGAAUGAAAUGGAACAACCUCAAAGCGAUCCUUGACGAAACUUCGGCGUGCAAAUACGAUUUCCUUUACUUACGCAUGGACUUCGAAGAAAACCAGAACGUGGGUUACGCAUUCGUCAAUUUUCUCUCGCCAGAGGAUAUCAUUCCUUUUGCGACGGCUCGAGAGGGAAAGCACUGGCCUGGCUACAACCGCCCCUCAGAAAAAAUCGCGGAGAUCUCCUACGCAACUUCUCAAGGGAGGGCAUCAUUGGUUGAAAAAUUCAGGAACAGCCCUGUCAUGCUGGACUUGCGCGACAAUCGACCUAAGCUGGCUCCUUGGCUGGUCAGGAAGCCCCGUUCCCGCCGGUCAACAACUUCUGGACCCUGGCUAAAGGCGUUGACCGUAGCUUGUACCGUGUUGGUCCCCGUUCAGGUGGAAAUGGACCACCACGAGGUCGCCGACCUUCGGAAGGUACCUACUUCGAAACACCCGCACGAGGCCGCCGUGACUAUGACGAUCCACAUGAUCCUCCGUGCUCCAGUCGAGGAGCUCGUGUUUACCAUUUCUCAGGCUCCUCUCAUUCUUCAGGGUCUCCAGGCUCCACUCAUUAAAGGACUUUCUGCCCAUCAAUUACAUGUGCCAACUACCUCGGCGAUCAUGCGCGGCCUAUCUUGA
This is a messenger RNA of Penicillium chermesinum, 2235 nucleotides long. RefSeq names its product putative meiosis protein MEI2. Gene Ontology annotation, molecular function: nucleic acid binding. The record is from RefSeq and is a predicted model, not a curated record. Lineage: Eukaryota; Fungi; Ascomycota; Eurotiomycetes; Eurotiales; Aspergillaceae. The coding region runs from base 1 to 2235 and encodes 744 amino acids. The transcript has 15 exons.